This is a messenger RNA of Triplophysa rosa, 1918 nucleotides long. RefSeq names its product family with sequence similarity 210 member Aa (gene mims1a). The record is from RefSeq and is a predicted model, not a curated record. The transcript has 5 exons. NCBI's taxonomy places the organism in Eukaryota, Metazoa, Chordata, Actinopteri, Cypriniformes, Nemacheilidae. The coding region runs from base 176 to 916 and encodes 246 amino acids. Gene Ontology annotation, cellular component: mitochondrion.
GCGAAAUCGUCAUCAUGUGUCGUAACUUCUGCGGUCUCUCAAUGACAGAAGGGACGUGAAUAAAAUGUGGUUUCGGUGGACAAAUGACACCAUGCUGGUCCUGUUUAACUAUCUGUGUGACCAACAUUAGUUCCAUCAUCAGGGUUAAAGAUUGGGAGAAGCAGCUUGUGUUGAGAUGAAGAGGUUUGUGUGUGUCGGAGUGUUCAGGCAGACUGCCGCUCUGAUGCAGAUCACACCUUCAUCUUCUUUCGGUCAUACCACACAGAUGCUGGUACCCUCAGCCCAUCUGAUCUCCAGCCCACGAUGGCUCGGCACCUCUGCGGUGUCGUCCUGUCCGGCUCCUCGGCAUAACUCCAGCAGAGAUCAUGCAGUUAACGGCGCUCCGGGGCAGGAUGAGUCGGACCCGCUGCAGGACAGUUCUAUAAGCCUCCUGCAGCGGUUCAAAAAGACCUUUAAACAGUACAGCAAAGUCAUGAUCCCUGUGCACGUGGUGACGUCUUCAGUGUGGUUUGGUACCUUUUAUUACGCUGCAAUGAAAGGAGUGAAUUUGGUGCCGUUUCUUGAGUUUCUUGGAUUUCCUGAUAAGGUUGUUAAACUUCUGGAGUACUCUCAGAGUGGCUAUGCAUUAACAGCCUAUGCCAUGUACAAGAUUGCCACGCCUGCAAGGUACACAGUAACAUUAGGAGGAACGUCACUGUCUGUGAAGUACCUGAGGAAGCACGGCUACAUGUCCACUCCUCCACCGGUGAAAGAAUAUCUCCAGGAGAAGAUGGAGGAGACCAAAGAGAGAAUCUCUGAGAAAAUGGAAGAGACCAAGGAUCGCUUUUCCGAGAGAAUGGAGGAAACGAAAGACAAGUUCAAUGAGAGACUUCAAGAAACCAAAGACAAAGUGUCUUUCCGAAAGAAAAAGGAGUAGUAGCCUCAUAAAGACAGGUGUUAGAUUUGGACUUGUGAGUCUACAGUUUAUGGAGAAGGACAAUGCACUAAAGAUUUGAUGUGACAUCUUCCAGUGAUGUUACUUAAAAUAUAAUACACCUUAAUUGGGGGAAACACGUGCUCUCUAAAUCUAAUGUAGGCUGCACAUUUAACAUUACUUGUUCACGUAGUUGGCUAAGCUAUUGCGAAAAGAUAAAAUCAUAUGUCAAUAGUACUAUACCUUAGUUUCUGGAGAUAAUCACAGCACAAUGUUUUACAACAGAUUUGUACAUGAAGUGUAUUGUCCCGUAUGUGUCCACACGUGAGGCCUCUGUAAUACUCCAUGCCGUGUCUUUAUUAAUAUCACGCAGCUCUUAUUUAAGCUAUAGCUUAUAGUUAUCACAGGUUUGAGUUACUGAACAUGAUAUGGUCAAAAUUGGAAGGUUCGAAACCGAUUGUAACUAGACAUUAUGCAAAACAGUGUUCUUAAAGCUGUAAAUGUACAUGCAGCAUAUAUAAUUCUGUGUUAUAUUGUACUGAACUGAAAAAGUGAAAAACACCUUAAAAUUUACAGAAUCAAACUAAAUUUGUCAAGAUGUCUUAUUUUAACCUAUGUGACUUCAUUUUAACUCACUGGUUUUUUUAUGACAGAAUGUGCACUUGUCACACAUUGAUGUAUUUUUUGCAAAACUAUAAAUGACAUUUUAUAAUGAAAUGUAUUUAUCAGCAAAUGUUGAAGCACUCUUUAGGUCUCAUGCAUCAAUCCCUGCAAAACAACAAUAUAGAUGUGUCAGGACUAUGAUACUAUGAAUAUAUGACACCUGGUUGGUCACAAAAUAAAAACAAAACUUUCAGAAGAGCUCAUUGACUCAUUCUGUGAUGUCCCCUGACAUUGUGAGACCCUCUGUUUAAUGGGUUCUCCUAAAAUAUUGUGUCCGAAUGCAUAUUAAACUGAUUAAUAUGACGUUAAAUACACCACGAAUAACAGCUGAAUUGUGUGUAU